AUGCCACAGCUCUUAGCCAUCAGCUACGAGAAAGGGGCUGGGAUGUGCAUCACCGACUUCUUACCCAGGGCAUUUACUCUGGCAGUUUCCGCUCAGAACCACGUCCAUUCCCUGCAGCCUGGCUGCGGGGGUGGGGGGGAAGGAGGAGAACAGCUGCACUGCACAGCUGGAAAGGCGCCCCCUGAGUCGCAGAGAUCAGGGGAGUCGCCCCCUCGUCAGGGGGUCUCUGCCGGGAGCUCCGUUCCUGGGGAAACAGCGGAGCAGGGGGUCUCUGCCUCUGCAGGCCCCAGGGACCCAAACCAGCAGACCUCCACGGCCACAUCUGUCACCAGCCACUCCUCCACCCGCGGCGUGCAGCCUGCGGCCUCCAACCGCCUGUGUGCACAGCCCCCAGGGGAUCCACCCGGCGCGGGCGUGAAGAGAAAGCGCUCGGCACGUGUCAGAGAGGCCGAGGGGGAGGGAGAAGAAAAGUCCCUGUUCUACAUGAAGAUCAGGGCCGUGAACGGCGUCUCGGUGGCCUGGGAGACCGGGGCUGGCUUUGGAACCAUUAGGAAGCGCCCCCGCAUCUUUAAGGCCAAUUACAGGGGAGGAGAAAGCUUUGCCGGCUCGGACCUGAGCAGCUCCCACACCAGGUCCGAUCUGGGGGACGUGGACCCCGAGUCAGAGAGCGGCGCGGGGGGGCCAGCAGAGGAGGCUCCGCAGCAGCCGAUGGGAGCGCCCCCUGAGUGGCUCCUCACCCCCGAGCAGGGCCUGCGCUGCCUGGCCUGCUGCCGAGUCUUCCCCAGCCUGGAGGCCCUGACCCAGCAUGUGAAGCAGGGGCUGCGCGAAGGCUUCAGCUGCCGCGUCUACUACCGGGUGCUGGGGCAGCUCAGGGCGGGAGAGCCGCCCCGGAAGAGACGGCGACGUGGGGGCCGCGAGUGCAGCAAGUGUGGGGGAGAGAUACGGCGCCCACGCAAGGCUGCCAGAUAG
Messenger RNA from Emys orbicularis (European pond turtle), 969 nucleotides. RefSeq names its product protein FAM170B-like. Gene Ontology annotation, biological process: fertilization. The transcript has 2 exons. The record is from RefSeq and is a predicted model, not a curated record. Bases 1 to 969 code for a protein of 322 amino acids. Lineage: Eukaryota; Metazoa; Chordata; Testudines; Emydidae.